This is a messenger RNA of Rasamsonia emersonii CBS 393.64, 5418 nucleotides long. RefSeq lists its product as uncharacterized. NCBI's taxonomy places the organism in Eukaryota, Fungi, Ascomycota, Eurotiomycetes, Eurotiales, Trichocomaceae. The record is from RefSeq and is a predicted model, not a curated record. The transcript is spliced from 5 exons. The coding region runs from base 1 to 5418 and encodes 1805 amino acids.
AUGCUACAUUACACGACCGCAACGUCCAGUUAUUCUCAUCUUCAGAGACCAGCAAGAUCUAAUUCAGUCUCCUCAUCUGUGGCCACUGUCCAGCAAGCUACAUCGCAUUCGUCUGGUACUGGUUUUCGGAGUUCCCCCAAAGUUGUUGCAACUGGCUCUGUGGACUCUGCUGGCGGAGUCGACGUAUCAUCUCCCACAGCUUUAGACGUCGCAGUGAGCUCCACUUCGAGUACGAUACACGACCGUUCAAGCAGCGUGAACAGCAUCAGCGAAGGUCUCCGUUCUAUAAACCGCUGGUCGCAGUCGACAGUUUCUAGCUUGUCCUCACCGCAGUCUGGAGAUCACCAUUGUGACGAUCUGGCGAGCCAGACGAGUUUGGGAGGUCCUUCCUUACCCAAUGGAUCUUUGAGUCCUGUUGGGAACAUCGUCAAUCACCCACAAACUUCACGGAUCGAGGGCAAUCCGAACACGUCUUUUAAUUUCUCCUGGAAAUCUUCUGAACGGCUUGCUGUCCGUUCAUCAACAGACCUUCUCGAAACACUUACUGCGGAGUCGGAAUCGACAACGAGUCCCUCACCAUUGCGUGCAACUUCUGACGCUCAUCCAGCGACUGCUUCAUCUGUCUUUGAAACGUCUUCCGUGACCACACCGUAUAUAUCUGCGCCUUCGAACUCCGUAAAUCGGCGAGAGGACGCUCACGGUUUGCCAAGCGUGUUCGGUAAACUGGAUACUGAAUCAGACGUCUCUCAACCUGGUAUCAGCUCAAAGACAAUUACAGGGCAACCUUUUCGAACCGACAAAAUGGAAGACUCAUCACAGUUCAUUUUUUCAGAACAAGCGUCAAAUGCCACCGACGACAUUGUUGAAGCCCGCUCGGCGUCUUCACGCGGACGUCGGCAACGUGGCCAGUCCCAGAAAGCAAUGCUGUCGAAGGCGUUACAAAAGGCUAACACUGCUGUAUUGCUGGACAACGCCGCGAACUUCGAGGGAGCGAUCGAAGCCUAUAGUGACGCUUGUGAUUUAUUACAGAUGGUAAUGUUGCGGAGUAGUGGAGGCGAUGAUGAGAAGAUCAAGCUCAAAGAAAUUCGCAACACUUAUAUGGCUCGGAUCAAGGAACUCCAGCGCCUCGGUAUUCCGUCUCAGCAACAUCAUGAGAAGGCCCUUCCUGAAAGACCCGUCAGUGAUGACUCCCUUUCACAUGGUACUUUCCAGCCAAUGGAAGGAGAAGACGGGGAUAUGGCAGCAAUUGAGACUGCGACUGCGAGGCGAGUUGUCGACAAUUCUUUUCAGGCGACAGAAGCAACCUCUUCACAACUCCCAGCUCGACGCCAAUCAUUGCUGCCUUCUGCCUUUGAGGAGGGUCCGCGAGCGACGACCUCAGAAACGGGCUCCAAUCAACUUCAUGAUCGCUCCCUAUCAGAUUUGACUGGUCGGGAACGCGGAUCAGAUCUUUCUUUAAACAGAGCGCCUGCUGACGGGGACGAUUAUAUGCUUCCACUCUCCCCACGACGGUCCCUUACUCCCGAUUUUUCGAACCCGCAGUCAGACUCGAGCCAUCUAUCUCCCCAUACAGCGCAUCAGCCACUCUACUCUAUACCUCAGCAACGCACACAGGAGCCUGGUAAUGAAUCAACAUCGUGGCUUGAUACCAUUGAUGAGUCCGGUGCAUCGUCACCUGGUUCCGUGCAGUCCAACUUGUCUACAUAUUCACACCAGGGGCAUGGUCGCCGUGUCAGCACUGGCACUGAGGCUGAGUUUGAUGCCGCUUUAGAUGCAGCCGUCGAAGCUGCUUAUGAUGAAGGCUUGGAACCGGCAAUGGAUGCAUCUGAUGGAUUUUUCGAAGAUGACGUUGUGUCGAAUGCUCGAAGAAACAUUGAGAUUGCAAAACAAAGAGUGAGGGAGGCAGAAAGGGAAGCACAGGUAGUAAUGGCGCGAGGACGAGAGCAGCGACACAUCCAAGAAAGGACGACUGUGGGACAGACUGAUGGAAUGGACUCGGAUUAUGUCGACGAAGAGGCCGAGGAGGAAGAACGGUUAUUAGAGGAGAUGACGAAAGGUUAUGUUAUGGACGAUUUUGAAUUUGAUCUUCAUUCCAAGUCGGCACUGCCUCGGCAAUCAGAUUCGAGUGGCUUCUCAGGAAGGACUUGGGGAAGUUCGGUUGCAUCCAAUACAACUACUGCCGGAACUUCGUUGUCGACGCUGGCGGAAGGGGUCGCCUUGGAUGCAAAAAUGCAACACAAACGGCUACCCCCUCCUCCUCGAAUACCUUCGUCAGGCCCUCCCGCUCAGCCUGCACAGUCCAGGCCAUUAACUCCCUCAUCGAGCUUCAACACAACAACUGGUGCCGGGGUGAGGGCUCGAAGAUUGUCGGGACAGAACUUGAAACAGUUGAAAAUUGAGACAAACCGUAUACCAAGUGGCUCACAGGCGCCUGCAACGGAGCCUUCGUCGAUUCCUGUCGCAAGCCCACCUCCACCACUUCCGCAAGAUGAGCCCAAAACUAGUCUACCUAUUCAUUCAUCGAGUGCGCACGAUUUUACCUCAAGACCUUCCCAGCAAAGGACGUCUGAAAGGAAGGCAUCCAUCGAUUCUUUUGCCGGUGAUUCGUAUGGCUCGGGUCUUGGACGAGUUAGGACACAUGACAGCGAGGAUCUGGGACGCUCCAAUGCGCCAUCACCGUCACGGCCGAUAGGAAAAGUGACUUCUGCUCCCGGAAAUCUAAGGAAAAAUACUUCCUCAUCGAGUUUGAGAGCCUUGCGGGGAAGAAACAUGUCGAUGUCCACGCCAGAUAUCUCAACCGACUCACCGAACACACCAUCCAGCAGCACAUUUCCUAAUCUGGAUUUCCAGAAAGGCAUCACAGGCGGUUCCAUCCCCACGCUACCAACACCGACUGGUGCAACGUUUACAGCAAAUGGCUUGCCAACAGGUGGACUCUAUCUAUUUGAUAGUAAUAUUCAUUCACCCGAUACUCCUGGCUCACCUAAUUCGACGGCUGCAAACGCGCCUAUACCGCUGGAGCCUUGUCCAGAAUCUUUUCUUCUCCGUCCUUUCUGGCUUAUGAGAUGCCUCUAUCAGACAAUCGCACACCCCCGAGGCGGAUAUCUUUCAACGAAGUUAUUCGUGCCAAGAGACGUAUGGCGUGUUAAAAAUGUCAAAAUAAAAGCCGUGGAAGACAAGGUCUCAUUAUGUGAUUUAUUGACGGCUGCGUUACUUAAACUUGCCCAGGUUGACACCUAUGAUGCUGAUGCAGUACUUGAGGAAAUGCAGGCUUUCGAGAACAUUCUUGAUCAAGUGCAGAGCUCUUUGGCAAAGAAGCUGGGUAGUGAGGUGGGGGUUCAAGGCUCUCUGUCACUUUUCAAGUCUGCAUCCACCUCAGAAGAUGCUACGUCGACAACCGAGAGUUCAUCGCUGAAGACGUCGAAUGGGACUGGCAAAUCGUACCUGAGUUCCUGGCGGAAACUGAGGUCCAAAAGUUCUGCAGCGGCUCACUCGAACGCGCCACCGUCAGGUGCCAGAGAAAAUGGAAAGGAUAACUUGACAAUGAAUUCGUUGCCGAUGACAGCAACACCGAGCAGCCGUGUCGCUAAACGCAAUGUGACACAACUUCAGUUCACUGGGCCUAAUGCAAAUUAUAUGGGUGCCUUAGCAAGAUUAUUUGAUGCGGUCCAGGUUCUUGACCAAAUUGCUCGACAAGUGGAAGAUCCGGGUCUUAAGCAUUCCUCUCCCACUCACGUUGGUUUGGAGCUUAGUACUCGGCAUGCGGCGGAGUUUUUUGGUUUCUAUGUUUGUCGCUUCGCCUUAAAUGAUCUUGGCAUGCUGCUAGAUAAAUUUAUCAAACGGGUUGAAGCGCACCGACAUCGGGUGAACCUACUAAUACCAUCGACCUACCUGGGUAGGCAGAUGCCUCGACCUCCUGCACGUCGCAAUCGUCUAGCGCCUCAGAGCCAGGCUUCUUCUGCUCGCCCUGCGAAAUCCACCAGGAAAGAUGCGCUACCUAGCAGCAACGGCUCCGAAAAUAAUGGCGAUAGCCAUGGACUUGCGAAGGCUAUCUCAGGAGAAUCUAACCAGCCAGUCCCUGCAAGUCGCGACGCAAUGACCAGCGGGCAUCUUGAUACUCAGAAUGGGCAUGAAUCAACCCCUAAAACAAAUCGGACGCCUACAGCAAACCCCUAUGAAUUUGCCAUUGAAUCUUCGCCUCCGGAACGUACUGGAACAGGAAGCAGGCCGCCGACAAGGGCUCGUGGCUAUUCGUCCACCCUGUCACUUGCAGGACGGAAAGGAGAUACCAGCUCUCGCGUUGUUGGUACACCCGCAUUCGAGAGUUCAAUAUUGAGCAAUUUCAGACGAAGGCCUAGACAGCCUAGUAUUCUCCAAAUGAUGCAGGCCGACGGGUCCUCUGACCUUGAUGACGACGAUUUCCUUGGUGGUUUGAGCCCUGAAGACGAAUCGACGCCGCUCAACAUCUCCAGACCCAAAUCACUAGCGCCCAAUUCCUUGAUAGCGUCGCCUUCCGCUCCUUUGUCAUCGCCGCCGUCGUCAAAGGACUCACGGAAACGGAAGCGGAAGUCCAUGGAAAUGCACGAUGAUGAACCGUCACCAGCUGAUGUGUUGCAAAGACGUUCUUCUUACUCAAGCGCUCAGGCCGAUGCUCCCGUGCCACGGUCACCCUUAGCUACAGCCUCGCUACAAUCACCGAGUCUGACUAUGGCAGCGCCUUUGAGUAGCAGUCCUGGAAGCCCUACACAGCGAGUUUCGAGCCCAGAGCUUCUUCGGAAACGUGUUGACGGGGCCAACACUGCCUCGGAGGAAGACAGGAAGUUAAACGCGCUUCCAAAAUUGUCGACGGCAACUCUUCAGGAGAGGUUUCUUCCUCGUCGCCGCCUUCGUUCGCAGCGGUGGAGGGAGGAUCAUGAUGAGGAGCACGACAGCAGCGAAGAUGGCAGCUCCGGCGAAGAUGAGCUGACUUCAAGGAGAGCAAGGAAGACACGUGGGCGAGGUUUAUAUGAGGCGAGAUCUGUUAAUGCAAGAGUGAAAUCGAAACGUGUUAACAACAACGCUCGUAAAGAAGGUGGCGGCGACACUGAGAACGGCACAAAUGCGUUGAAGUCUACUGUUACAGUGGUCUCUGAAAAGCCAUAUUUUUCGCAGCCAAGGAAUCGAGUCACAUACUCCCGUCGCGAUGCUGACAUGGCAGACGAAGAGAAUUAUCUCUCCGACGAUUCUUCGUCGUUAUCGUCGCCACCACCUUCUGAAGAACUUGAUUCAGACUCAUACUCUCCAGCGUGGAAACCUGGAAACAGAAUAUUUAGUGAAGAGUUGGAACAACAGGCAAGAAAAUUUGCAGAGAUUGAUAAGUGGCAGAUGGAUUUUGAGGAGGUUUCGGUCUCUGGCAGUCAGAGCAGCCCUUUCCGGUGA